This is a messenger RNA of Schistosoma turkestanicum, 2637 nucleotides long. The record is from the annotation of a GenBank genome assembly. Lineage: Eukaryota; Metazoa; Platyhelminthes; Trematoda; Strigeidida; Schistosomatidae.
GUAGAUUCAUUUGAAAUUAGUUUUAUGUUACUGCGCAAUUUUCCACCUCGUUUAAUGACCGGAUGUAAAUGUACCGGUUUUUCCUCCUCUCCUUUCUGAUAGCUGAAUUCGUUUGUAUUCAUGGAGAUCAGAUGAAGAUUUCCAUACCAAUGAAUUCCUCAGGAAGUGAUAAAUUUUAUUUAUGUAGGACUUUAUUCACAUACAUGAAUUUCAGAGACCGGUACAAGGCGAUUUUUCAAGAUAUAACAGGGUACAAGCAGCUUGAGAGAAUUCUUCUCAAUUUUAAUGAGAUUCCAUCAAAACUUAUACAAUUCAACAAAAAUCAACUGAUGGAUUUCGCAAAACUAAACGAUAUUAUAGACAUGGAACUUUAUACCCAUGGGUCGACCUUUUACAACAGUCUUGAGGAAAUGUUCAAAACGUUACCAAGAGAAAUAUCCUAUGGCGUAGUUGACCAACAUCUACAAAAUCUCAUGAUUUCUAUUCUGACCUACGAUACAAGAAAAAUGAGAUUUGGUUACUCAGCCUCAGAAUUACAACACUGUUUCAAGAUGAACGACUUUGCAGCUCAGUCAGUGAAUGUUUUUGACCUUCUCUCUCUUAACUGGUUUAAAGCUUUCAGUGCUGGUCUCACGCGGUACGUAAAUACGCGCAAAACAUUGCAAAUGAUGAAGACAACUUUAAAUGCUGGACCUAGUAGAUCGUGCAUUCAAUGUAUGAGAGAUCUUAGUCUGGGUUGUCCAAUGUUAGAUGAAUGCUUCACAACCAAUACUAAACAAAUAUGUUCAAAUCCAUGCAACAAAUACUGUAUAAAUGUUUUUCGUGGAUGUUUAGCUCCAUUUCUCUUAUUAUCUUCUUCUAAACAAUCCAUUUAUUUAAAUGAAAAAUCAAUUUGGAGCAGUUCAAACCCGGUUCAUUUUGGUGAUUUAAGUUACUUAUUAAAUGCUACUACUGUGUAUCAUUUAAUUAAAAAAGGAAUUAAAGAGACCGAUGAAAAUGGAGCCCUGAUACAAGCAAAACUUGAAAAGUUUUGUAGAAAAAAUCAAUCACCUACAUCACAAACUACUACAGAUUUGUUCAGUAAUUUAAAUGGAAAUGAUCAUACACUAAAUCAAACAACUAGACAUUAUUUGCCAUUUAAUAUUGCAGAAUAUGACAAAUUAAAUCAUUUCAUUCAAAAAGUUGCAAAAGAUUUAAAUUCCUAUUUUUAUGAUAGAAAUGAUAAAAUUCAUUAUAUGAAUAGUAUUGAAUUACUUUAUUGUUCACAGGAAGAUAAAAACCAAUGCUGGAAUGGAUCAUCAUUUGAUCGAUAUACACGUGAAGUUCCAGAAUUCACUAUAGAUGGCCAGUUAAAUAAUCCUGAAGUGAAAAUCACAAACAAUGAUUUAAAAAUGAACAACUUUCCAAAAGAGAAAAAUGCUAUACAGAAAGAAAUGGCUGAUGAACAAAAUACUGAAAAGCUGAACAUGAUAAAUGAUAUUGCAUCAGUUGAUCCUGCAUUGAAUCACAAGAAACAGCCACAUAAUGAAGAUUUAUUCAUUUCAGAAUCAAGUGGUCUAAAUCCGUCACUUUCAUCAAUUGAUGUAGAUCUACCACGAAUACAGUCACCAUUUGUUGUUGAAUCAAAUCCAUCCAACUAUUUGCCUGAAACUGAUGAUAAAAAACAACCACGACCAGAAGGUGUCAGUACAGAUGAUCUAACAAAUCAAAUUAUAGUACAAGGUUGUUUUGUAGAUGAUGAAGAUUGUGAAUUAAAUAUUGCCGAUGGGUCGAUUGAUAUAAGUAGUGAUGAUGACAAACAAUACAAUGAAAAUGAAACUUUCUAUAAUAAUUCGGAAUUUGAUAAGAAAAAAUCACAAGAUGAACUAGUGAAUAUUAACCAAACAGACAAAGAAACCAACAAUAAAACUAAAAUAUCCUCAGCGAAAGUAUUGAAUUCUACAACACAUACCAACACUUCGACAAAUUCAACAUUUAAAGAAAAUACUAGUAGUCCCAGCAAGAAAAUUUCUUCCACUCUAAUUGGUUUUAUUUGUAUUUUCUCUAUAAAAUUUAAUUCAUUCACCAGAUUCUAUCAUUUUUGAACAAUGUUAUAUAAGCAGAGUUUUUAAUAAAUUGUAUUCAAAGUUCUACUAAUAUGAAGAAGAGUAAUCAAUCAGAAGGGCAUUUUUCAGCUUUCAAACUUUGCUUUUUUUUUCUUUUCUCUUUUAAAAAAAACUUUAUAAGCUAUUUUUCAUUGUUUGGGUGAUGCAGUCAGUAGUUUGUGCGUUUCAGAUUACAUAUAUAUUUGAAAAAAAAACAACGUGACCAGUGUGAUAAAUGAAUGGUUUUUCUUUUUACAUUAAAUCUCUCUCCAUUUUUUUUCAAUGCGUUUACUUACUUAAUUUUUUUUCCUCAAUCAUGGAUUUAAAUUUGUUUGUCAUCUUCAUGUUUUAUUUUUUAUGCCUUUCUUACACAAAUCUCAUUGAUAAUAAUCAUUAUCAUAAUAAUGACACUGUGUUUACAUUGAGAUCAUGACAAACAUUGAUGAUUGAUGGUGUUGUUGUUGUUGCUGAUUCGAUUAUCUAUUUUAAAAAUGAUUUUUAUUUAGAAUAAACAUGUAAAUUUAAAUAAAACUAUGUUAACUACGGUUAAAAA